CAUCACCUCCUACACCUACUUCUCAUUCAAACUUCACGUCAUCUAAGUGUCGCGACUUAGCUCGGCUGCACAUUGAAAUUGUCCUCCCCCCAAUUUUACCACGACUCGGUCGAUCACAGCCUCCUCCUUCGGCUUGCGAUGACCAGACCUGCACACGCUGGACAACAGAUGUGAAUGAGGUGAUGUCCUGCACCACGUUCACGUUAGGCCUGCCUCCACGCAAGUCAGACUUCCCUCGUGGCUGAUCCUGGAUCCAUCCUGCAUGCCUUUUGUCGUGUCUAGACACUCCUUGACCCAAGUGGCCAAAUGGUAUAUCGUGGCAAGCCCUCCGCUGGUUGCGAGAACUGCCGGAAAGCCAAGAAACGCUGUGAUUUGGAACAGCCGGCUUGCACGCGGUGCAUUAAGCUGAAGAAGCCUUGUGGUGGAUAUCGAGAUGUCAGCCAACUUCAGAUACAGGACGAAAGUCAGGCGGUCAUUCUCAAGGCUAACAGACAGAAACCGAGGACCCCGACUACGCCAGAGUCAGGUGUACUGGUACGCACGAAAUUGGACUAUGGUAUAGCAUCUCCCGGGACCAGUGUCGUGGCGACGCCGACAUACGAAGAUUGGUCAUCCAAAGAUGCUGCACCAAAUAAUCAUCACGAAACAACAAGUCCAGCGGUGAUCGUGUUCGACUCGACGGAAUGUGACGAUGGUCUCGGUGCACGCAACUACUUGCCCACAUUCACAAUGAAACCUAGCCCUGGCGAUCUAGGUACCACUUACUUUUUCUCGCAAUUCACCGCCGAAUCUGGACAUUGGCCGUUCCUUCGCAAUUAUGAGAAGAGGGCACUUCUCAACCCGGUUCUCGACUAUGCGAUCAAAGCCUGCGGACUUGCAGCCUUGGAUAAUGUGCACGGCAUCGAGAUGGGCCGUAGCUAUUCACUGAAAAUGUACUCACAGGCAAUUGGCAUGCUGAACGCUGCUCUGCGCGACCCUCGACAAAGCAAGACUGACGACAGUCUCAUUGCUGUGUCUAUGCUGGGUUAUUUUGAGAAUAUUACUUGCGACAGUCGAGAGUCAAUCGAGUCGUGGAAAGCUCAUAUUCGAGGUGCCACCCAGCUCCUCCAACUACGAGGAAAAGAUCAAUUCCUCAGUCCAAUUGGACGCAUGCUAUUCCGAGAGACACGCCAGCAAGUACUGAUCAGCUCUCUGUGGGACGACAUUGAACCUCCUGCGUUCUUAUGGGACUGGAAUGCAGAACUGCUCAAGCAGUCUGAGAAUCAACAAUGGAUCGAACCUGCAGAUCAUUUCACAUUUCUUGUGUUCGAAUUUGCGCGACUGCGGAGCCGAAUACGCCAGAAAAUGAUGUCAGACUUGGACGCAAUGGCUGCCGCGACUGGCAUCGAGAUGCGAAUGGAGCAGUGGUCCGUAGACCUCAUGGCCAACAAUCCGUUUUGGCGUUAUCGCGAAGUCGAGGUGCCAGAUAGUCCCAAUGUUUGGAAUGGUCUGGUGCACGUGUACAACGGCCAUCCAACCGCUAGUGUGUGGAGCACGUACAGAAACAUCCGUAUCAUGCUUACCAGGACUCAAGAACUCUUGAUAAGAAGGCUACACAUUAACGAGGAAGAACGUGAAAACCAGUUCAGAUAUCUCCGAAGUGUGAGGAGACAAAUGACUGACGACAUCUGUCAUGGUAUUCCUACGCAACUAGGUCACGCGCCGUUCAACAAUUCGCCCAACGUACUCAUUACAGGAUAUGGAUCCAUAUGGCCACUCUUUUUCGCAGGCACUUGUGCCCUCGAACGCAUCGGACCAGGUCUAUGGAGCACUGUCCUAAAAGAGUUCACGCCAAACGUGGAAGCCAGUACCUCCGCAGCCCUCGCGCAAGCGAUGUGGAUCAUCGGCCGCAUAGAGUACAUCUCCAAGAAAAUAGGUCUGCGGUGGUGCGACGGCGUGUUAGCCACACUUCGCGGUGAUUUCGCCAUGCACGAGGAACUUCUGCCGGAACGCGGAGAAAUUGAUGGCAAACAUGUGCACAGAUUCUGGCAAAACAGACUGGCCGAAAUUCGGCAGAGCAAGACUCCAGACUGGAUCAGACAAAUUCGGGAGUCAGGACGUGGUCCCAGAAUCACGAUGGAAGAGAACGCACCUCUCAGUACCGGAGUUUUGACCGGGUUAUACCCAGAAGGACUCUGGAAGGGCGACAUCCAAGUUGACGAAUCAAACAGGUACAGAUCGAACAGCAUGGAAAUUAGUAAUAUCAUACACAGUUGA
Messenger RNA from Cercospora beticola, 2256 nucleotides. Its product is annotated as Zn(II)2Cys6 transcription factor. Gene Ontology annotation, molecular function: DNA-binding transcription factor activity, RNA polymerase II-specific; zinc ion binding. The record is from RefSeq and is a predicted model, not a curated record. Gene Ontology annotation, biological process: regulation of DNA-templated transcription. NCBI's taxonomy places the organism in Eukaryota, Fungi, Ascomycota, Dothideomycetes, Mycosphaerellales, Mycosphaerellaceae.